AUGUCAGAUGACCAAGAAAAAAAUGAUUCAACGUCAACCCCAUUAGACGACCUCAAUGUUGAUACAGGUAAUGAUUUCGGUUUAGAUAUUGAGGAUGGCGUCGAUGACACUUUAUUAACUGACAAUAUGGAUUUUGCUAAACAUACGAAUAUUGAUUCGACAGACCAGGGAACACAUGUUGAUGAUAUAGAUUUUGGUCAAGAUGAUAGCAUACUAUCGGGUAAUCUUGACAGUGCUCCACUGUCAGACUCAUUACAGGCUAAUGUUAGUGAUCUGGGUGGGGUUGACAAUACCUCAGAGCCCGCGAUUAAUUUAGAGGAUGAGCAAAAGGCCUCUGAGUCCGACAAAGAUAACUCAGAAAUAAAAUCAGAGUCUGGGUUGGCUUCAGAAAUGGAUCUUGAUUCUGUGCCAGAAUUUUCUGCUCAAGAACCUGCAUUAGAAUCACCCCCAAACACAGGGGCAACAGACGUUGAGGCGGCACCAAUAUCAGUACAAGAUUCCGCACCAGACCAAAUAGGAUCCUUAGGUCAAUCUCUACAGGAGCAAGGACAAGAUUCAAUUAUUAUUCCUGACCAACGGAGUAGUCAGCCCAAAAGCGAAUUUGAAAUAGAAGAGAAGUCUGAUUUUACAUUAUCUACAGAUGACAACAAUGGAGCAUCAGACAACAAUAAUGAUCCGGAUGCUACUCAAAGCGGAUCAAUAUCUCAGAGUCUAGAAGUGGCAAAAGAAACCGCUGACGUUUCAUCUGUUUCUGCAGAACCAUCAGGUACGCCAAUGCCCGACUUUCCAACAGAGCCUGAAGUACCUGCUGCGCCAUUAGCUUUCCCAACAUCCAAUGACUUACCAGAUCAGCCAUCAACUGGGGUUUCUGAGAAUUCGGUUGCUGACAUCGAUCAGAUUGAUGCUUCUAACAAUCAGUCUUCAUCAGAGCUCAAUGGUGAUAGUCUUCCUCAAGAAGUUCAAACAGAACUGACCGAAGACACCGGGACUUCCCUCUCUGCGGAACCACAAGAUCAUGAAAUGGAAGAUGCCGCACCUUUCAAUGAAGUGAAGAAAGAAGUUUUAGACUCUGCUCCUGAGCCAGUUGGAGAAACAGUACAAAGUUCAGUUCAAAGUUCAUUUUUGGAUUCACCUCCAACAGACUUACCUGCAGCCAUCCCAUCAGAGGGUCCCUCUGAAAUUGCGCGCAAACAAAUCCUGCAGCCUACAGCUCCCAUUGUGCAACAAACGCAUAAAAUAAUAAUCCCAUCGUAUGCUGGUUGGUUCUCGUUAACUAAAAUAUCAGAAAUUGAACGCAAGUCAUUGCCAGAAUUUUUCAACAACCGCAACCGAUCGAAAACACCCCACGUCUACCGCAGAUAUCGUGAUUUCAUUGUAAACACAUAUCGCUUAAACCCAGAAGAAUAUCUAACGGUCACAGCAUGCCGACGAAACCUGGUUGGUGACGUGUGCGCAAUCAUGAGAGUGCACCAGUUUUUAGAAAAGUGGGGUCUUAUCAAUUAUCAGGUUAAUAUAGAGUCUAGGCCCAUGGAUGUUGAUCCGCCAUUCACGGGCCAUUGGAAACCACUGCUCGAUACUCCAAGGGGCCUUUUCCCAUUUCAGUUUUACAAAGGUGUUGAAGAUGUAGCGUCAACCGACGAGAUCAUCGUGCACAAGGAUAGCGAUAAAUCUGAUAAACCAAAGAGCCGAAGCAACUCGGCCUCUGUGUACCCUAACAAGAAUCUCAAAUCUACGCCACUUAAGCCAACUACAAAUGGUUCGAACUCGACGUCCGAUUGGACUAAGGAAGAGAUUCUCAAGCUAUUAGAAGGUGUCGAGAAGACACCACAUGACUGGACUGCAGUCUCUAAGCACAUUGCGACCAAGAGUCGUGAGGAAGCUCUUUUGAAGUUUAUAAGCCUUUCGAUCGAGGAUCCUUAUUUGAAAGAAAAAAAUGGGAAUGAUGAUGAUGAUGAACUUGGUCCUCUUAAAUAUUCGACAAGUCAUAUUCCUUUUUCUCAGGCGGACAAUCCUGUGAUGAGCGUGGUUUCUUUUUUGGCCGGUUUAGUUGAGCCUAGUGUGGCAUCAGCUGCUGCUGGUAGAGGCAUUGAAGCAUUGCGAGAAAAGAUAAAGUCCAGUGAUGAUAAAGAAAUAAGCUCUGGACCCGACACCCCUAGCGUUAAAGAAGCAGCUGCUGUUUCUCUGGGUAUAAUUGGUGCCAGAUCUCAAGCCUUGGCUACCAAUAUCGAGCGAGAGAUGUACACACAGUAUAUGUCCCUAGUAUCGAAGCAAUUAACCAAGAUUGAUCUCAAGCUAGCAAAAUUCAGUCAACUUGAACGAACUUUGGAUAUUGAAAGAAGAGAGCUAGACCGUGAACGGGAAAAGGUCUUUCUGGAUAGGCUGGCUCUUCAUCGGAAGGCCGACUCUGUUGAUGAAGUACUAAACCAGGCAAUUCAGGAGGCAUCAGAGGGGAACUCUGAUCGGGUGCAAGCGCUGCUCCAAAAAGCGAAAAAGGUCAUGUCGACAAAUGUAUCAUUGUCAACUUCCGAGGCUGAAUUACUAGGACAGGAAGAGGCAACGGAAGAAAUACAACAAAACGGAACAUUGGCUGUCAAGCCUGUUAGUGUCGACAUCCCACAAGCAUUUAAAUACUGGUCAGCCUAA
This is a messenger RNA of Sugiyamaella lignohabitans, 2643 nucleotides long. RefSeq names its product Swi3p (gene SWI3). Gene Ontology annotation, cellular component: SWI/SNF complex. Bases 1 to 2643 code for a protein of 880 amino acids. Gene Ontology annotation, molecular function: DNA binding; histone binding. Gene Ontology annotation, biological process: positive regulation of DNA-templated transcription. NCBI's taxonomy places the organism in Eukaryota, Fungi, Ascomycota, Dipodascomycetes, Dipodascales, Trichomonascaceae. The transcript has a single exon. The record is from RefSeq and is a predicted model, not a curated record.